UUCAACUUUUAGAUGUGAUGAAGGGAGACAUGUCUCUGCUGGUUGAAAAACUCACCAGGACUUAUGAAUGAAAAUAGACAGACAGACACAACGGGGACAGAGAGAGGGAGAACAUGUUAUUGCAUUUGGAGGUUCCUGUCCUGGUGUAACUGUCAGAGCAUAAUGGUUGCUUUUAAAGGGAUCUGGACCAAGGACUUCUGGAGGGCUGUGUCUGGAGAAUACCUGGCCACUCUCAUCUUUGUCCUUCUCGGUCUGGGCUCCACCAUCAACUGGGCUGCAGGGGAGGAGAAGCCUCCCCCAGCUGACCUAGUCCUCAUCUCUCUAUGCUUCGGCCUGAGCAUCGCCACAAUGGUGCAAUGUUUUGGCCACAUCAGCGGCGGACACAUUAACCCAGCGGUCACUGCAGCCAUGGUGGUGACUAGAAAGUUGAGCCUGGCAAAGGCGUUGUUCUAUGUGGUGGCUCAGUGCCUGGGAGCUAUUACAGGAGCUGGGAUCCUCUACUUCGUCACACCUGCUGCUGUCAGAGGGUCCCUUGGUGUGACCACGGUGAACUCCAAAAUCUCAGUGGGACACGGCCUUCUUGUGGAGCUCCUCAUCACAUUCGAACUGGUCUUCACCGUCUUUGCUACCUGUGACCCCAACCGCUCAGACCUAGGAGGCUCUGCUGGCCUUGCCAUUGGCUUUGCUGUAGCUAUUGGUCACUUAUUUGCAAUCCCCUAUACAGGAGCCAGCAUGAACCCUGCUCGAUCCUUUGGGCCUGCAGUGGUCACACUCAACUUCGAGAACCACUGGGUGUACUGGCUGGGACCUGUUCUGGGGGCCAUCCUGGCUGCUGGUCUGUAUGAGUACCUGUACUGCCCUGACCCUGAGCUAAAGAAGAGGAUGAAGCAGGUCUUUCAGAAGGACCCGUCAGGGAAAUAUAGGGAGGUGGAGACGGAGGACAUUGCCAUCAAGCCCGGCUCCAUCCACACCAUCGCUGAUGUGGAGAAAGCUGAGAAAAAAGAUCCUUUCCACGACUCAACGGGAGAAGUUCUGUCUUCAGCAUGACUAUCACAUGCACUGGAAAUGGAGACCAAUCUGUAGAGCGGAAUGACUUUGUAAAACUUUGUAUCCAUCUUGAGCCUGUCCCCCCUCCAAAGACUUUGUCCUCAGAGCAGAAUAUGAUUUCUGCCCAUGAGGCUUCACAGCAAGGCUAAAUUACUCUCAUUGUCAUAAAGCUAAUAUGAUGCUGUGGCUCAAUCACACAAACAUCUACGACCUGUUCAAUACUGCUCCUGAGGCCCUCCUUCAACAAUUUAGUAGCAGUGCUGGUAUGUGGCGAGCAUUGCACGCUGCAGAAUGACGGCCCGCAAUACAUUGUGUUAAGGAAAUAUGUGUACGGGUCAACCAAUUAUGUGAGGUCAUCACGCUGAAUUGGAGGACUGAAGAAGAAUAUGCAGCCUUGUUAUUUUUGGAUUAGUGUCACAUUUGGUCCUUGUAUUGUAUAUGCAAUAACAGGAGAGAUGUUCCUUGUGAUCAUUAAGCACAUUACAGGUCCCAAGCAAUGUAAGACAUCUCUGACAAGCUUUAUUAUCAGAGUUGUUUUACUGUGCUCUCUAUUUUCAGUGCAUUAGUCAGGGAAACAACCAGUUCAUCUUUAUGUAAACACUGCCUUUCUGUGUUUAGUGUACAUUAUGUUUAACAAUGGAUAAUGAUUUUGUCUUUUCUAUUUCACUUUUUUGUGAACUGUUUUUAUUCUCUAGACCUAGAUUAGGUUCUUCUUAUUUCUCCGUAUGAUUUGCUGCAUUUCAUAUUAUUACUUAAAUUAUUGAUAAGAUACUUGGAGGCUCUAUCUUGAUGAAUUUGGGUUCAAAUAUUGCUCAUUAAUUGUUUUACAAACUGCAAGUGCUACAAAAUAUUUGGUUGUAAUAAUAAAGUUUUUUCCUAAUUUCCAA
Molecule: messenger RNA, 1934 nt
Organism: Dicentrarchus labrax (European seabass)
Lineage: Eukaryota; Metazoa; Chordata; Actinopteri; Moronidae
Product: aquaporin-4
Exons: 5
Coding region: 64-1047 (327 amino acids)
Biological process (GO): transmembrane transport
Cellular component (GO): basolateral plasma membrane; plasma membrane
Molecular function (GO): water channel activity
Source: RefSeq, a predicted model, not a curated record